Molecule: messenger RNA, 1065 nt
Organism: Camponotus floridanus (Florida carpenter ant)
Lineage: Eukaryota; Metazoa; Arthropoda; Insecta; Hymenoptera; Formicidae
Product: neuferricin
Exons: 4
Coding region: 103-933 (276 amino acids)
Cellular component (GO): endomembrane system; membrane
Source: RefSeq, a predicted model, not a curated record
GGUGAUCAUUUGAAGUUACAUGGAAGGGAGAGAGAUCGUGAAGCAUCAUCGAAAAUUGGAGUAGCGUGCACAUGUCGGAGUCCCUGAUUAUUUGUAAACAAUAUGAUUAUGCUUUUCAAGUAUCUUUGGCUAUCGCUGCUACUGGGAAUCGUAUACUUUUUAUAUUCGCGCGACUUGAUCAGGGAGAUGAAAAUUCACUUGAUGGAUGGAACGUUGAACAUAGUUGAUGCAAUAUAUUUUGGAUUAAAUGACAAAAAUGAGGACAAAGAGCCAAGGAUAUUCACCACGAGUGAAUUGAAACAAUAUACGAAUCUGGAAGAUGGCUUGUAUCUCUCGAUUUUAGGUCAAGUUUUUGAUGUGACUAAAGGUGCGAAGCACUAUGGACCUGGAGGCAACUAUCACGCUUUCACCGGUCGCGAUGCUUCCUUGGCAUUUAUUACUGGAGAAUUUGACGACGAAGCUUUAACAGAUGAUAUAUCUAGCUUGUCAGCGAGACAAGUUAAAGCAUUGGAUGAUUGGCUGCAAUUUUAUAACACAAACUACAUUUACAAAGGAAAAUUAUAUGGCAGAUAUUAUAAUCAAGAUGGCAGUCAAACUGUAGAAUUUCAGAAAGUACAAGAAAAACUAUUAGUUGCUAAAAAUGAAAAGUUAGUAGAAGAGAAACAGAAAAGAAUGUUUCCACCUUGUAAUAUAGAAUGGAAUCCCGAAAUUGGUACUCUAUUCUGGUGUACUGAAAAAAGCGGUGGAAUUGACAGAGAGUGGGUAGGAGUACCAAGAAUAUUAUUUGAAACUACAAAUACACAAAGCACAUCUAGAUGUGCUUGUGUCAAAUUGGAUAGUAUGGAGUAUGAAGAAAAUAAAGCUAUGUUAAGAGAAUAUGAUGGUUGUGCAAAAUAUGAGACAAAAUGUGUUCUAAAAAUAACUAAGUCAUAAUGUGAGAUAAUAUUAAUUAAAAUACUGCAUUUAUCAAAUUAGGGGAGAAUCGGAUAUAUAUUCAGAUUUUAUAUUUAUACAAAAUAUCUGUAUUACAAUAUAUGUAAAAAUGUUUAGAUAUAAGAUACUAUU